GAGUACAAAAAAAUUAAUUUUCAUGUCAAAGACAAAAAUAUAUUUAUAUGAGAGAAAAAGUCUAAGCGGUAUGCAUACCACUGAUGUAAUGAUCAUCAGAAUGGAAUUUUGAGUAAUAGUUGUGGAAUUCUAGUGACCGAUGCACGCAUGCAGUGAGAGAAUUGGCCAAUAAUAUUGAUCUGUAUCACCUAUGAAUACCUUAUCUCUUUGCUCAACUACCAUGUAACAGAAACAAACUAUUCGCCUUCUUGUCUUGCUGUAUUCUACACUUAUGGCAUCUCAGCUUCACAAAACUUUGUUUUGUGCCACUUUGCUGCUGCUGCUGCUAUUGCUUCCCCGUGUUCCUCUUAUCAAAGCUUCACUCGGAUCCCAAGGGAGGGCGUUGCUCCACUGGAAAGCCACUCUUCGGAGUCGUCAUUCCCUGAGAUCUUGGAACCUCAAUUCUGGUCCUUGCAAUUGGACCGGAAUUACUUGCAAUUACCCCGUCGCAGGUAUAAGGCAUUCGACGAUCACCGAGAUAUCCCUGCCGAGCAUGGGCUUGGCAGGGCCACUUGAUGCUCUUGACUUUUCGACUUUGGGAUCGCUCCUCCGUCUCAAUCUCUCCUACAAUCAGUUCGGUGGGGUAAUUCCUUCAACCAUCUCUGCUCUCUCCAGGCUCGUAUCUCUUGAUCUCACCAGUAAUCAGUUCACAAGCAAAAUCCCAGUUGGGAUAGGCUCCAUGAAAGAGCUUCGAUUCUUAAGUCUUAGCCAGAAUCAAAUGGUUGGUGCUAUACCUACAUCUCUUAGCAACCUCACCGGCCUUGUGUCCUUGCACUUGGAAGAUAAUAAGCUUGUGGGUGUCAUUCCUGAGGAGUUAGGGAGGCUCUACGAAUUGAUGUAUCUAGAUAUUGCGAUCAAUAGGCUAUCUGGUUCAAUCCCUUCUAUUCUAGGAAAUUUGACAAAGCUCUACCACUUGAAUCUCUACCAAAAUCAAUUGAUUGGAGUCAUCCCUCGAGAAUUGAAAAAUCUAGUUAAUCUUGUUUACUUAUCAAUCGGCGAUAAUAAUCUAACAGGUGGAGUUCUCUCUUCUUUUGGAAACCUAAGCAAGCUACAACUAUUUUCACUAUGGAGAAAUAAGUUCUCAGGUCCUGUCCCUUUUGAGAUUGGAAACCUCAUUGAGGUUACCAAUCUCGACUUCUCGGAAAAUAUAUUAACCAAUUCAAUUCCUUUUUCUAUAGGAAACAUGACUAGAUUAGAAAAACUUGACCUUUGGGAUAAUCAAUUGUCUGGUUUUAUUCCUCUUGAGAUUGGAAAUCUAAUUAAAGUCACUAAUCUCUUACUCUCAGGAAACCAUUUGACUGGUCCCAUCCCUUCCUCAAUAAGAAAUAUGACCAGAUUAAAGAUUAUUUAUCUUUGGGAUAAUCAAUUGUCUGGUUUUAUUCCUUUUGAGAUUGGGAAUCUAAUUGAAGUGACUGAUCUAUUACUCUUCAAUAACCUAUUGUCAGGUUCCAUCCCUUCCUCUAUGGGAAACAUGACCAAAUUAAAGAUCCUUUAUCUUUGGGAUAAUCAAUUGUCUGGUUUUAUUCCUCUUGAGAUUGGAUAUCUAAUUGAAGUUACUGAUCUCGCACUCUCAGAAAAUCAAUUAUCAGGUCCCAUCCAUUCCUCUAUAGGAAACAUGACCAAAAUUAAAAAUCUAAGUGUAUUCGAUAAUCAGUUGUCUGGACCUUUGCCUAUGGAAAUCAACAAUAUUACUGGACUGACUUAUCUCCAAUUGGGAAAUAAUAACUUUGUCGGUUAUGUACCACCAAACAUUUGCAAAGGUAGAGCCCUAAAUCACCUCACUCUUCAUAAGAACAACUUCCAAGGUCCCAUUCCUACGACCUUGAAAAACUGCACGACACUAGAAAGGGUUCGUCUUGAGCAUAAUCAGCUCACCGGGGAUGUAUCUCAAUGUCUUGGAGUGUAUCCCCAUCUUUAUUAUAUGGAUUUGAGCUUCAAUCAACUCUCCGGUACACUCUCACCAGACUGGGCAAGAUGGCACAAUCUGACGCUCCUCAGAAUCUCAAAUAACAACAUCACCGGAGUCAUACCCACCGAGUUUGGGCAGUUGACUAAACUGGGAGAGCUCGACCUCUCUUCCAACGACCUACAAGGAGAGAUCCCACAGAGCUUCGGCAGCUUAACCCUUCUCUACAAUCUGAGUUUGGGCAACAACCAACUCGUCGGCCAUGUGCCUCCGGAGUUUGGAAUGCUGUCCAAUCUUGAACUGCUUGAUCUCUCAUCCAACAACUUGGCAGGAAGAAUCCCAGAUCAAUUAGGCAACUGCACGAAACUCCGAUCGUUGAAGCUUAACAACAAUAACUUCAGUGGAACCAUUCCUUUGGCCAUUGGUAAUCUGGUGUACCUCCAAGUCACCUUUGACAUCAGCCAGAACUCACUAAAAGGGGAGAUUCCAUUCCAACUCAGCAAAUUGGUGAUGCUGCAAAGCCUGAAUCUAUCGCAUAAUUACUUGUUGGGUCAUCUUCCAUCUUCCCUAACGUAUAUGACGAGCUUGUCUACCGUAGAUGUAUCCUACAAUGAACUGGACGGCCCUGUUCCUGAUAGCCCAGCUUUCCGAAGAGCCCCGGCAGAGUGGUUUGCCCAUAACAAUGAUCUGUGUGGAGUUGUUCAAGGAUUGCCUCCAUGUGUUUCACCCGGUACUCCAACAACAGACGACCGAAGCAAGCGCCACAAAAUUGUUAUAGGAGCCAUCAUUGCUUCUGGGGUCUUCUUCCUUCUCUUGUUUUUAUUCAUUGGAGCAUUCCGCAAGAGAGAAAAAUAUACAGUACCUGUGGAUACUAAUCACGUCAAAGAAGGUGCAUUCUGUAUAUUGAAUUUUGUUGGAAGAGACGUAUUCAAGGACAUCAUCGAAGCCACCGAAGAUUUCGAUGCCAAGUACUGUAUCGGAAGCGGUGCAUACGGCAGUGUCUACAGAGCAGAGUUAGCAAGUGGGGAACUGCUAGCGGUGAAGAAGAUUCAUCUACCAGACACUGAAGGUACAUGCGACGAGCAACCCUUUCAAACUGAGAUACAAACUCUUACUCAAAUUCGACAUCGCAAUAUCGUCAAGCUUUACGGGUUCUGCUCCUCUCCCCGACGCAAAUUUCUGGUGUACGAGUACAUGGAGAGAGGAAGUCUGGGAUCUGUCCUCCGAAGCGAGACGGCAGCUGAAUUGGACUGGGUGAAGAGGGUGAGCAUCGUGAAGGAUGUCGCCUGUGCUUUAUCCUACAUGCAUCAUGACUGCACACCACCCAUCGUUCAUCGGGAUAUCACAAGCAACAACAUUCUACUUGAUUCCGAAUUCAAGGCUUGUGUUUCCGACUUUGGAAUUGCUCGUCUACUGAAUCCGGAUUCAUCAAAUUGGACCAUGCUUGCAGGCACACGGGGUUACUUAGCACCAGAGCUUGCUUACACAAUGAGAGCAACCACCAAAUGUGAUGUGUACAGCUUUGGUGUGGUCACGCUUGAGUUGCUAGUAGGAGCAUAUGGAGAAGAACUCAUCUCCAUUCUGUCAUCUCCGUCUGGUAACAAUGUCUUCGUGAAAGAUGCAUUAGACCAACGUCUAUCACUUCCUGUGGCUCGAGUUGCAGAUGAAGUAAUUGCAGUCUUAACAGCGGCACUAAGUUGUGCCAACAAUAGCCCAGAAUCGCGCCCAGCGAUGAAGCAAGUCUAUGAAAAUAUAUGUUCUGUCAAGACACCACAGAGCUGUGGAUCUCUUGAUGCGCUGAGGCUUUCCGACUUGAUGAAUGCAGACAUACUUCACAAAACUUUGCUACUGCUGCUCUUGCUUCCCCGUGCUCCUCUUGUUAAAGCUUCACUCGGAUCCCAAGGGAGGGCGUUGCUCCACUGGAAAGCCACUCUCAGGAGUCGUCAAUCCCUGAGAUCUUGGAACCUCAAUUCUAGUCCGUGCAAUUGGACUGGAGUUGCAUGCAAUUACCCCGUCACAGGUAGAGGGCGUUUGGCGAUCACCGAGAUACACCUGCCGAAGAUGGGCUUGGCAGGGUCACUUGAUGCUCUUGACUUCUUGACAUUGAGAUCACUCGUUCGUCUCAAUCUCUCCUAUAAUCAGCUCGGUGGAGCAAUUCCUCCGGCCAUCUCAGUUCUCUCCAGGCUUGUAUCUCUUGAUCUCGCUAGUAAUCAAUUCACAAGCAAAAUCCCAGUUAGGAUGGGCUCCAUGAAGGAGCUCCGAUUCUUGAGUCUUAGCCAAAAUCAAUUGAUUGGUGCUAUACCUCCAUCUCUGAGCAAUCUCACCAGCCUUGUGCAUUUGCACCUGUAUGAUAGUAUGCUUGUGGGUGUCAUUCCAAAGGAGUUAGGGAAGCUCCAUGAGUUGAUGGAUUUGGAUAUUGGGAUUAAUAGACUAUCUGGUUCAAUCCCUUCUAGUCUAGGAAAUUUGACAAAGCUUCAACGCUUAGGUUUUUACAAAAAUCAGCUCUCGGGUCUUAUUCCUGAUGAGAUUGGAAAUCUCAUUGAGCAUUUGCAAAGGUGGAGCCCUAAAGUACCUCACUCUAACAACUUCCAAGGUCCCAUUCCCACGACCUUGAAAAAUUGUACGACACUAGAAAGGGUUCGUCUUGAGCAUAACCAGCUCACUGGAGAUGUAUCCCAAUAUCUUGGAGUGUAUCCCCAUCUUUAUUAUAUAGAUUUGAGCUUCAAUCUACUCUCCGGUACACUCUCACCAGAUUGGGCAAAAUGGCACAAUCUGACGCUCUUGAGAAUCUCAAAUAACAACAUCACCGGAGUCAUACCCUCCGAGUUUGGGCAGUUGACGAAACUGCGAGAGCUGGACCUCUCUUCCAACUACCUACAAGGAGAGAUCCCAAAGAGCUUCGGCAGCUUAACCCUUCUCUAUAAUCUGAGCUUGAGCAACAACCAACUCGUCGGCCAUGUGCCUCCGGAGAUUGGAAUGCUGUCCAAUCUUGAACUGCUUGAUCUCUCAUCCAACAACUUGGCAGGAAGAAUCCCCGAUCAAUUAGGCGACUGCAUGAAACUCCGAUCGUUGAUGCUUAACAACAACAACUUCAGUGGAACCAUUCCAUUGGCCAUUGGGAAUCUGGUGGUCCUUCAAGACACCUUUGACGUCAGCCACAACUCACUAACAGGGGAGAUUCCAUCCCAACUCAGCAAAUUGGUGAUGCUGCAAAGCCUGAAUCUAUCGCAUAAUUCCUUGUCGGGUCAUCUUCCUUCUUCGCUAACGUAUAUGACGAGCUUGUCUACCGUAGAUGUAUCCUACAAUGAACUGGACGGCCCUGUUCCUGAUAGCCCAGCUUUCCGAAGAGCCCCGGCAGAGUGGUUUGCCUAUAACAAUGAUCUGUGUGGAGUUGUUCGAGGAUUGCCUCCGUGUGUUUCACACGGUACUCCAACAAAAGAUGACCGAAGCAAGCGCCACAAAGUGGUUGUAAUAGCCAUCAUUGCUUCCGUCGUCUUCUUCCUUCUCUUGUUUAUAUUCAUUGCAGCUGCUUUACGAUUCCACAAGAGAAAGAAGCCGCCAGUACCUGUCGAUGAUAAUCACAUCAAAGAAGGUGCAUUCUCUAUAUUGAAUUUUGAUGGAAGAGAUGUAUACAAGGACAUCAUCGAAGCCACCGAAGAUUUCGAUGCCAAAUACUGUAUCGGAAGCGGUGCAUACGGCAGUGUCUACAGAGCAGAGUUAGCAAGUGGGGAACUGCUAGCGGUGAAGAUGAUUCACCUACCAGACACUGAAGGUACAUGCGACGAGCAACCCUUUCAAACUGAGAUACAAACUCUUACUCAAAUUCGACAUCGCAAUAUCGUCAAGCUUUACGGGUUCUGCUCCUCUCCCCAGCGCAAAUUUCUGGUGUACGAGUACAUGGAGAGAGGAAGUCUGGGAUCUGUCCUCAGAAGCGAAACUGCAGCUGAAUUGGACUGGGGGAUGAGAGUGAACAUCGUGAAAGAUGUUGCUCGUGCUCUGUUCUACAUGCAUCACGAUUGUGUUCCGCCUAUCGUUCAUCGGGAUGUUACCAGCAACAACAUCCUACUUGAUUCGAAUUCAAGGCUUGUGUUUCCGACUUUGGAAUUGCUCGACUACUGAAUCCGGAUUCAUCAAAUUGGACCAUGCUUGCAGGCACACGGGGUUACUUGGCACCAGAGCUUGCAUAUACAAUGAGAGUGACCACCCAAUGCGACGCGUACAGUUUCGGAGUGGUGACGCUGGAGUUGCUAAUAGGAGAAUAUGGAGAAAUACUUAUUUCCAUUCUGUCGUCUUCACCGAUCAAUGAUAGCUUCGUGAAAGACGUAUUGGACCGACGUCUAGCUGUUCCUGAGGGUCAAGUUGCGGAUGAAGUGGUUACAGUUUUGAGCUUGGCUCUUCGUAGCGUGGACAACCACCCUGAAUCACGCCCGACAAUGAAACAGGUCUCCGAGAAGUUAUGCGUGGUCAGAACACCCCCACCAAGCCUACGAUCUAUUGAUGCAUUGAAGUUUUCCGAUUUGAUGACCGUGGAGAUAUGAUCUAUAUGCACUCCUCUGUGUCCCGUUGCUUAUUUUGGUCAGGAUUGGGAGACUUUGUUUCCGUAUGGCUUGCUUUAUUAGUGGUUUCAUUCUGCAGCGUGUUUAAUAAAAGCAUCGGUUGGUAAUCGAUCUCUUUUCUGCGAUUAUUUUCGACUGGGUUGUAA
Musa acuminata AAA Group (dessert banana) is the source of this 6647-nucleotide messenger RNA. RefSeq names its product probable leucine-rich repeat receptor-like protein kinase At1g35710. NCBI's taxonomy places the organism in Eukaryota, Viridiplantae, Streptophyta, Magnoliopsida, Zingiberales, Musaceae. Bases 272 to 6064 code for a protein of 1930 amino acids. The record is from RefSeq and is a predicted model, not a curated record. Gene Ontology annotation, biological process: protein phosphorylation. Gene Ontology annotation, molecular function: protein binding; ATP binding; protein kinase activity. The transcript has 5 exons.